GAAAUGUACAUAGACGUUAUCUAUUGCUUAUGUAAUUAUAAGUCACUACAGGUGCAUAAAGUAAACCGCAACAGGUGAAGAAUUAUGUACUUGACACCGUCAUUUCUUCUCGCAUUGCUUUCAGCGAGUGUCAUAUCUUGCACUUUUGUCCAUGUCACACAGGAACCAUUUUUAUCAAUGGGCUGGACUUUCAAGUACGACCCUGCGCCGGGGGUUGCUGUUAUGAGAAGUAGCUUCAGGGUUUCCCCGAACGAUACGUGCCAUGUCUACAAACUGACAGACAGACAGAGGCACGACAUACACAGUACAUCCGGGGAGUUCAAAGUAGAGAUAAUGAUGAUCGAUGCAGUUGUUACACAUCACGGAGAACCUAUGACUGCACAGGAACUUAACAAAACAAGUUAUCCUCUAUGGAAGUUCUGUGAACACCAGUUACACUUCAUGAAAUACAACUUUUAUGUAUGAGUGACUCUGACUGUACUCUUAAGUAGGAUAUAAAAAAUUAAGUUGUUGAAGCAGAAGAGUUAAUCAUAAAUACUUGUGUACAUCUUAUCGAGAUAAGCAUCACUUUGCAAUGCAUAGAGAAGCAAGCGAAAUGAAUGUUAAAAUAAGACGCUAGAAAAACAUGGCAUGAUUGUCGAGUAUAUUUUCUCUCUAUAACUCUCUCGGAGUUCUUGAUUUCAAUUUCUUAAAGUAAAAUCUAGGUCCCGUUUUACAUAAUUCAUUGUUUUCACUCAUGAUAACUCGAAAUGGUACAUGUACAUGUAGCUCUGUGCAACAAGCCACCGGUCACUCGUAAAAUAUGGUCAACCUUAUAUUGACGACUGUAGUGAAUGCGUAGGGUUACUUGGUUGAUUACAUAACUGACGCUACCCCUUUGCUUCCCUCGAAGGGUAUAUAGGUAAUUUGUAAUUGAUCAAUUUCAAAACCUUGUGAAACUGUCAGUAUAUGAAAUCUCUCUUUAUUUGACCCAUUCUGUGAUUUUUGUAAACAUAAAAUACUAUAAAAUCUAUCUAUCGAUCAAAAACUAAAUUUUGUAUGGUUGAAAUUGAAGUAAUCAAGUAGAAAAUACAAAUGUUAGACUGUUCUGACAUGUCAUAAAUAUAAACUUCCGGCUAAUAUAAUUUUGGAACCAAAGGAACCAGAACAAAGAAGUCCAGAUUGGUUUUUUUCAACUUUCGAUCUCUAGAUCUCUCGAAGUAAAUUCAUUGUCUCCUUAAGUUGGAGUUAUCGACACUCACAUGUCAUAAUUUGUGCCCGUAUCAUCUUAUGAAAAAUUAUACAGCAUGCAUGAUCCAGUAUACGAUAUUAAAUAUUUACUUUAUAUAAAAAUAAAUAAAUAGAAUAUAAAAACAA
This is a messenger RNA of Magallana angulata, 1356 nucleotides long. RefSeq lists its product as uncharacterized. Bases 85 to 465 code for a protein of 126 amino acids. NCBI's taxonomy places the organism in Eukaryota, Metazoa, Mollusca, Bivalvia, Ostreida, Ostreidae. The record is from RefSeq and is a predicted model, not a curated record. The transcript has 4 exons.